UAUUCGUUUGUUUAUCCUUUUAAUUUUAUUCAAAGACAGUUAGAAAUUAUUAAUCAGAAUAAUUGUCCGGUUCUGUAGUUUUUAUUUAAAUAUACACAUUCACGGUGCACCAAAGCAAAGUUUACUUACCUGAUAGUUGUUUAAACUACACUAAUCAAGUCUAAUCUAUCGUUUGUUAUGAGUAAUAUACCUGAUCCAAUUGCUCCAAUUGACAAAUCAUGCUUUGCUUUCCUCACUAUAACUGAAAGAUUACCAGAAAUAUUGGUUAAAGCAUUAGAUUAUUUUGUAAGAUCAUAUCGUGAUUUUUUAGUUUCACAUCAUGUUAACCUUUCUGACUCGGCUAAGGUUGAUGCUGAAGAAGAGGCCAAAUCAAUAUUGGGAAGCUUCUCAAAAUUACGUUAUGAGAUGAUGACAGACAAGCCAUUGGCCUAUUUGACUGAUAACAGCAGUGAUGUAACAAUAUGGAACAAGUGUUUUGAUUCAUGGACAGAGAAAUUGUCAGCUUGUCCAACCUAUUACUCAGUCUCGUGGUUAUAUGCCGAGUGUUACAUGUACCGACGGAUUCAUGAAAGUUUCGUGAAAAGCAAAUAUUUCACUUCUUUUGAUCCAUUCUAUGAACAAAAAAGGAAUGCCCUCAAGCAAUCAAUGAGUGCAACCAUUACAUUAGGUGAAUACGUAACUCAAUUAAAAACGUCUCCAGAUUCACUGAAAGAUGAAACAAUUAAAAUGAUUGAGGUUUCACUUUGGGGCAAUAAAUGCGACCUUUCAUUAACUGCUGGUAAAGACUGUUCACAAACUUCUAGUCCAUUGGAUGAUCUCCUGAAACUCCGAUCCAAUAUACUCAUUAAUGACAGUGAUAAAUUAUGGCAAAUUAUUCAAUCUUUAUCGUCCUCGUCUAACAAGCCUAUUCUUGAUAUCAUCCUGGACAAUUCUGGAUUUGAAUUAUUUACAGAUCUUUGUUUGGUUGAGUUCCUUCACUCAUCUGGUUUACUACCUGCUGAUAAAUGUUCAGUUCGUUGGUAUGUCAAAACAAUUCCUUGGUUCGUCUCGGAUGCACUUAAAUAUGAUUUUGAAUGGACUAUUGAUUAUCUGAUCCAGUGUUCGCAAUCUCCUUCUCUUCAAUCUUUGGGUAAAAAAUGGAAGGAAUAUCUUUCCUCUGGAACUUGGUCAAUUGUUGAAGACUCAUUUUGGACGCUUCCUUAUGAUCUCAGUUCCAUGAGUAACGUUUCUCCAAAGCUCUAUUCACAGCUUUCUCAAGCUGAUUUGUUAAUCUUCAAAGGUGAUCUAAACUAUCGCAAGCUUGUUGGUGACUUGGCGUGGGAAAACACAACUCCAUUUGAAACUGCUCUUCGUGGUUUCCAUCCAACUAAUCUGUGCACUCUUCGAUCAAUUAAAGCUGAGGUUUGUGUUGGAUUCAAGGAUAAAUCACAAUGGGCCUCACUUCCAGACAAUUGGAUGAGAUCGUCCGAUUAUGCUGUUAUACAACUUUUACCGAAAUAAUUGGUUCAAAGAUUACCAAAAAAUUGCAUGAAUUAAAUUUUUUGGAGGAUAGAAAAAGUGCGAGAAUUCAUUUUUUAACGAAAAAUCAAUUUGUUUCUAAUCAACUCUCAAGUACUAUUGAUUUUAAUACCAGUAUAUCAAGAAGACUCUGAUAACACACUUUUUAUGUCAAGCUUGGUAGAGCUUAAUUACUCAACUUAAUUUAACCAAAACUAACUCAUCAAUUUGUCGGUGCAUGCAAAUUAUUGAAUCAUUUCAACUGCAUGAAAUGAUCAAUUUUCAACUGCCUUGAAUCUUAGUAAUCAACACUUUUAAUCAAUACUUGUUUCCUUUAGUGUUGGGAAGAAGCUUUUUUAUUGUUCAAGUCUAACUUGAUUGUGACAACUAAAAUCAAUUUGUUUUGCUUAGCUUCAAAGUAAAGUCAUAAAAUAAUUUAGUUGCAAGUAAACGCCAUUUUACCGGCUAA
This is a messenger RNA of Tetranychus urticae (two-spotted spider mite), 1966 nucleotides long. Its product is annotated as damage-control phosphatase 1. Gene Ontology annotation, biological process: DNA damage response. Lineage: Eukaryota; Metazoa; Arthropoda; Arachnida; Trombidiformes; Tetranychidae. Gene Ontology annotation, cellular component: nucleus. Gene Ontology annotation, molecular function: phosphatase activity. The record is from RefSeq and is a predicted model, not a curated record.